CCGUCGCUCCCGGCACCCUCAGUCAGUAGGUUUUGGUGCCGAGUUUUCCUCAAGGUGAUGUUAGUGUCUCCAGUGAACGAGCUGAAGUGUGGGCAAGAUGGAGUUGUAAGGUGAUGUUGGUGUCUCCAGUGAACGAGCUGAAGUGUGGGCAAGAUGGAGUUGUAAGGUGAUGUUGGUGUCUCCAGUGAACGAGCUGAAGUGUGGGCCAGAUGGAGUUGUCUUACUUUACACCACAGGAACUAUGAACUUACCCAAGUCUUCUCAUUAACCUCAUGCCAUCUAGAACGACAAUACCAUGAAGCAAGUGACAGUCCUGGCAGUAGUAGGUGUGGGUGUGUUCUACCUGAUGUCCUUGACCUUCCUCCUUGUCUGGUAUAAACACCUCUUCACGACAGAGGAGGGCGUACCCCAGCUGACGAACAGAGCGCAUACGAGGAAAGAUAAAGUUGUCCCUCCUGUACAUAGUCACCUCCACUACUCCCUUUAUCAUCGUCAUCAUCACCUUCUCGAAAGAGAGGAAGAAAGUGAAGGGUUCCUAUCAAUGGCUUAUAGAGAAAAUAAUCAAUCGCGGGACACUGAAACAGUAAUGGGUGUUUCAAAGAUGGCUGAUGUGACGACAAUAAACGUGAACAAAAGAGAUGGUGAUAGCAAACAUUUCUACGAGACGAGAGCGAACAUCAGAAGAGCUGGCAUCAACAAUCGUUCAACAGCCAACGUUAUCACAAAACAAGACGCCACAAAACGUUUCAGCUUAAUGGUGACCAGAAAUAGACACUGGAGAGGACGUAAAGAAUCGACAACGAACACACUCAGGAAAGAAAAUAUCAGCGAACAUUCCACUACGGUGAAGACUAAGAUCAAGACAGUUGGAGAAAACCUAGAAGCGGCAGAGGACGAGGAUGGUUCGGAUACUUCGAGUGGUGUUACGGAGUUAGUGGAGCGAGGCGUUGAUAUUGACGUCCAGGUCAGCAAAUGGUCUCUGGUGAUCAAGGUGAAUGGGAAACAGGUGGUGCAAGAGAACAUGGAACUAACAGACGUGAAGUUCAUGAGAAAGGGAGGACUCUACCUGACUGUGUUACACCCCUCCAGCGCCUCCGUCGUCCACUUCUCCAAACACCGGACCUUCGAGACGUCGGGGGACGAGGGGUUGCUGAGGGUGGUGGAAGGUGUACAGACAGGCAGGAUCCUGGUGCUGGCCAACAUGCACGAGGGGUUCAUGCAGUUGUCGAAUGAAGCUGUCCACCUGCUGGCUAACCAUGGGUCUACUGCCAUCCUCGACAACACCAUAGGUGACAGAUGGGCGUGGAUAUGGACAAAGGGCGGUCGUACAUGGGCGGAAGCGGUUGUGUUCUCCGUGCACAGUGCGAAGUUCCAGCUGCAAGGUGGCCCGAUACACCUGCACGUCCACCUGCCCCACGUGUCUCUAACAGAGUGUGAAUGCCCUUCUUGGCCGAGAGGCGGAGUGUGGGAGACGAGGAGAAAGUUCUGUCAGAAGUACGAUGGUUAUGGCGACCUGUGUGACUGUGACCAUCCCAGACCACUCCCACCUACAUCACCACCACCAUCUCCCUCCCAGGUAAGAGACGUGGAGGUGAGGACCAUCCCUACUGUGGUGGUGGCCAGUGAGAGACCUCUCUACCUCGACAGGUGUCUUCGUCGGCUACUGUCGGUGGCUGGAAGCAACCCUCGGCAGACUCUGGUUGUGGCUGAUGGUCAUCCUAACGCAGGCCUACGGGAGGUCAGCGCCCUAGCCAGUCUUUACGGCUUGAAGUUCUUGGGUCACGACUCCGGGGGCCACAACUCCACACUUCGCAUCACCCGUCAUUAUAAGGUGGUGUUUGACUCUGCCUUCAUUACGUUCCCCAAGGCCAACCAGGUCAUCAUCUUGGAGGAGGACCUUUAUGUCGCGGCAGACUUCUACAACUACUUCACUCAACUGGCACCGCUGCUGGAGGCUGACUCAACCCUUUACUGUGUGUCGGCCUGGAAUGACCUGAGUCUAGCUGGUUCUGGUGGUGAUCCCGCCCUGGUGAUGCGUUCUGAGACUAUGGCUGGCCUGGGCUGGCUCCUCUCCCGAAACAUCUAUGAUGAGAUCAUACCUAAAUGGCCGGCCUACGACAAGUACGCAGACUGGGACAUGUGGCUUCGUCUUCCCGCCCAACAGAAGGGACGCGAGUGUCUAGUGCCGGAGGUGUCCAGGACUUACCACUUCGGGAUAACGGGCGUCCACCUCACUGCUCAUUUCCAGGCCACUCACUUUGCCCACACUGCCCUCAACACUCACCCACACGUCAAGCUCAAGGACCUACACAGGCUGGGACCCAAGACCUACGACGCCCUGCUGAAGGAAAUGUUGAUUGGGGGAAUUCACCUUGAUGGGGGAGCCACUAACCCCUGCUCCGCCGACCUCCUGCCUCGUAACUCAACCCAUCAUCACGUCCUCUGGAUCAAGAUGAACCAAAUUUCGGACGACUAUACGUUGAUGGGCGUUAUGUCGUGUCUACUGCUGUGGGACCUGGACGUGCGGGGACAGCACAACCUGCUGUGGCGGCUCAGGUGGAGGGGCACGACUCUGCUGCUGGUGGGAUGGCCUGCCUCUCCCUUCUCGACAUUGAAACCCAAGGACGUUCGUAUAAUGAUGAGGUACGACCCCAAGAGCAGGGACUACGACCCCCCAGUGUACCAGUACCUGAACCCCAACACAACAACCACACCGCAGCAACCCUGAUUCCUUCCCACGUACAGUACGACUUCUAGCUAUGAUACCAUGACGACCCCCCCUCCCCGCCAGAUACGACCCAAGUAAUGACUCCAGGGGUGAAUCCAGUGUGACUUCAGAUGCGACCACCAGGUAUAAUUCCAGGGUACUGCCCCUCGAUACUACCACUAGAUACAAUACCAUGUAAGAAUCGGUUCUUUUGUCAUGAACUGAACAUGGAUUUAAUUUUAUUGUUAUAAAUAAAAAAACAAUUUUGUACAACGAUUUGUAAUUCAUUUAUUUAUACAUUAUCUUGUUUUACAUUUAGUUCGUUAGAAACUAAGGACAGAUAUUAACAUUUAGAGCCAUGGAAAUAAACAUUCCAUAAACAUUCAGACUCCAGCUGAGUAUUUGCUGUGAAACAUACGAGUAAAUCACUAUCAUUAACGUGAGGAAAAGAUGAAUAUAUACAGUAAUCAACAACAGGAGGCACACUGAAGAAAAACCAGACUACGUAAUAAACGAAAAAAUUAAAGGAACGAGAAAAAAAGAAAGAGAACGUGGACUGUACCUGAAUGACUGCGUAGAGAAGAGAUAAAUGGGAAGCCAGAACACACGUUGGUGACCGGCCAACUCAGAAGACUUCUCCUAGCAGGUGUAGAGGUCUUUCCCCCGAUCAUAUCUUGUACUUGGACCUGUUAGCAGUGAACCAUUGUCCUAAAGAGAGUUUCACCUGUGUGCUCGAAGCCUCCCUUGACUACAUGAGUCCUCCCUCAGUCUUCAGGCGUCAUCCUAGUCAACAAGGACCUUAUAUCAUGACGAAGGACCGUUGCUUCGUAGCCUCGGGAGAAGAGAACAUUUGGGGGCAGAGGCGUUUAAGUUCCUGUGUAUUGUUUGGUAGUUUACUGUGAGUGCCUGAGCGACUAUGUGCCUCAGCGACUGUGAGUGCCUGAGUGACUGUGUAAAUGCCUCAGCGACUGUGUAAGUGCCCAAGCGACUGUGUGAGAGCUUCAUUACCUGUGUGACUAACUGUGUGAGUGCUUCAUUGCCUGUGUGAGUGCCUGAGUGCCUGUGAGAGUGCCUGAAUAUGCCUGAGUGACCGUGAAUGUCCGAGUGAUUGUGAGUGACUGAACGACUGAGAGAAACUGCUUGCAUUAAGGGCCCACAGCAGCAGCAACAGGAAAACAUGCAUGAGUUGAGGAGGAAAACCCUCUUCUUACUAGACGUUAAGGUUGCAGGAAGGUAUUUAACUGGGGAGUAUAAAAGCAGUAGAGAUAUUGGCGCUGUAGCUUGUGCUUGGGCGUACUACCAGUUCCAGGAUGAAGUGGUCGCUACUAGCCUUGAUUUGUGGAUUACUGGCUGUGUCCCAAGCUUUAGAUAAGGAUGAUGGACGGUUCCUUGCCCGAAGGACUACCAAGACUCAGUUAAUUCUUACGACCACCACAGUAGAGGUUCCACUCACCUGUGCUCUCUUCACCAGUACCGCAGUCUGCCAGAGGAGAAGGUACAGGCGGUAUAACAUUAUGAGCGAAAACUUGGACAAGAUUGAUGACAAGUUAUCGGACUCAGCGGACACACUUACUGAGGAGUCUUGGGAUGGAGACGAAGGAAAUAAUCGCCAUCAAAAGUUGUUAGCCUUGACGCUCAUCAGCACCACCGUGGCCACCUUCACCGUAACCUCCAGUUCUGUUAACCCCUUGACCACCUUCUCCCUCUCCUACUUCUGCACGGCGGCCAACGCUGUCGUGCCACCUGCGUGUUAAUCUGGCGCAGCGACCACUUCUGUACUAGGAGGCACCUCUUACGAUAUCACCCACGAUGUCAUACAGGAUGUCACCAAGGAUUGUCAAUCAGGAUUCAUUUAUAACAAGAUGCAGGAUAUCACCCAUAAUUUCAUGUAGGAUAUCACCUGAAAUUACCAGCCAGAGUUAUCGCCAAAAACACCAGGUAAGAUGUCAUCAGUUAUGGCAGACUUAAUUGACACAAUAAAAAUGUCAAGCACUGUGUCCCCGUCCAGUAAGAUUUGUGAGUAAAUGUCUCCCUCUUCCCUUAUUUAAUGUACCUACUAAACCUACUACUGACGACACCGUUAUGAUAACCAUCCUUGAGUGUCGCUAUUGUAAAUAUGCCAGUCAGUUGUGGUCCUCUUGGGUCUUAUCAAGGUUCAGAACUGGCACGAUGGUAUUUCUGGAUCAUGUUUGUGCGUCUGUAUGUCUGUGGAAGGCUUAAAGAGUAACAUAAAGUUUAAAAAUCAAUAUCAAGUCAACUUUGCAAUCCUGACAGUAGCUCUUGAAUGUCUCUAGUUAUGGAAAGGGAAGAAUUUGUGAACGACUCUUGAGAAUCCACCACACGUGUCUCGUUUGGUCCACAAGUGAACAAAGUCUCGGUGCCUCUAAGUGCUUCCACUAGUAUCUCUGGCGUUUGAACAAUACCCUGAGUUGUGUAAGUUUCAGUUUUUCCUUAAUUAAAUCCUUUAUUAUCCGUAUCAGUUGGAUUCUUCUUGUUAUUGUGGUAAUGUAGUUGACACUGAAGCCUUGUAUAUUGCCAGGUUUAUCCAAUGUUAUUUUUCAUAUUUUUCAUCUUUGUCUUUCUCGAAUCUCUUAUGUUUUUUAAUCAUGUUAUUUACUGCUGUUAUGAAUGUUAUAUGAGGGGUCUUAUGUUAAAAAAAUACACAUUAUAUAUAAAUACUGUAUCAAUA
Homarus americanus (American lobster) is the source of this 5396-nucleotide messenger RNA. Its product is annotated as protein O-linked-mannose beta-1,2-N-acetylglucosaminyltransferase 1-like. Gene Ontology annotation, biological process: protein O-linked glycosylation via N-acetylgalactosamine. The transcript has 19 exons. NCBI's taxonomy places the organism in Eukaryota, Metazoa, Arthropoda, Malacostraca, Decapoda, Nephropidae. Bases 296 to 2728 code for a protein of 810 amino acids. Gene Ontology annotation, cellular component: Golgi membrane. Gene Ontology annotation, molecular function: beta-1,3-galactosyl-O-glycosyl-glycoprotein beta-1,3-N-acetylglucosaminyltransferase activity. The record is from RefSeq and is a predicted model, not a curated record.